UUCCUUUUUGUUAUCUUUAUUUAAAAGUAACAAUUGACAAUUUAUUUACUACAAGAGCAAAUAGUUUAUAAAUAUUAUCGUAAAUUAAUUUAUAGUUUAUACAUUCAGUAUUAUUGAGAAACAACAAUACAAAUUAAUAUUAUUUUAUUUAGCGUAAUCAUUAAAAUAUGUUAUUGUUUGAAGAAAAUUUGAUUCCAUUGUUUACCCUCAACUGACAAAAUGAUGUCCAUGCCGACUAACAAUCUUAAAAUGGCUGUUGAAAUGGCAAGUCGAGUAGAAUCAGCUCUUGCAAAGCGUGUUGGGGAUCAGCCCGAAAUUCAAGGACCACCCCCUCAACAGUCGUCGCCACAGUUAAAAACUCAAUUUGAAAUCAACGAUUUAGCUGAUACAGACCGAAUACUUCUUACUAGCAAGUCUAUACAGAAUGAUAUUGAAGAAUUUUCUGGAACAGUAAUUGUUACUAGAGGACGUUAUUUAACUCCUAAGGAAAAAAAUCAAGCAUCUUCAGAACGGUCAUUACAUUUGUUGAUCAAAGGGCCAAAGAAACAAAAUUUAGACCUUGCAAUCCAGAAAAUUCAAUCGCUGAUUCAGCGUGACAAGGAUAUGUCAAAACAUCCAAAUUUGACAUCUGGUCCUUUAAUUAAUGGCGCUGGAAUAGAAAAAGUUUUAAUUGGAUUAGACCAUGCUCCACCAGCUUUUGAUCUACGAAAUAAAAUACUUGGUGUGAACGGCGCUAACCUUCAUUAUAUCAUGAAUGAAACAAAAGCUGUAGUAACCAUGCGAGGUAGAGGUUCGGGAUUCAUUGAAGCUAAUGGCCAAGAAUCAGUUGAACCCCUACAUCUUUGUGUUGAACAUGCUAAAAAUGAAGUAUUACAAAAUGGAAGACAAUUGGCUUUUAAUUUAAUUGAGACUAUUCAAAAUGAAUAUAGUGCCACUUAUGGUUCCAACCACGUUGCACCACCACCUAAUGUUGCCCAUCAAACUUCUACAGUACACAUUCAACAGCCAAUCCUUCAUCAGACUAUACAGACAAAUAAUGGGCAUAUGCAACAGAUAAAUCCAGCACAAUAUCAGACUGUUCAAGUAGCUGGUCAACCAGGUAUGAUGGCAUUGCAGGAUAGUUCACAAAUAGUUCAAUCUUCUAUUGCAAAUGUUCAAAUGCCCUUGUUUACCCAACAAGCUGUACCUCAAAUAAUGGCUGUACCCUCUCCUGUUAUUGGAGGUCAUCAGCAGCAACAACAAGCUCAAAAUCUCCAAGGGCCUACUCAUAUUGCUCAACAACAAACACCUAUUAUGCCUCAGAUACAAGCACAAGUAGUUAGCCCGCAGCAACAACAUCAAAUUCCGUUAUCAAUUACACCUGUCAGUUACUCUACUAUUCAACCUCAACAACAGCAUCAAAUUCAUCAACAGCAAUCUAAAAGUUUAGAAAACGUACAACACACACCUUCUGUGACUCAUACUACACCUACAUCUUUAGCUAAUGGUGUCAUUCCACAUACUCAAGCAUUUAUGACUCAAGCUGCACUUCCCAUACAAUACAUUCAAACAUCUAAUGGUCAAAUAAUAGCCUAUCAACCUCAAGUUCAGUCAAAUGCAUUUCAAAUGACUCAAAAUCCAAAUGUUGGUCAAGUCACACAAUUAAGUCAACCUACAAAUGCUGGGCUAAUUGGCACAACUUAUAUAUUGGGUAGUCAAAUGGCACAAUAUCAGCAGCCAACCGGCCAACCUGGUCAAGUAAUGAUUGUUCAGUACCAACAACCACCAGCUGAAAUUCAACAGCCCACAAUGCAGACUAUUCAUCUUCAACAUACUCAAUCUGGUCAACUUAUACCUGCUAAUAUUCCGAACGGACAAUUGGUUGUACAGCAAACACCUGGGCAACCCGCUCAAAUCCAAAUGAUGAUGCCUCAGUUAAACCAGUUUCAAAAUAUUCAACCACAAAUAAUACAAAAUUUGCCUAGCUUAUUACAAUCACAAGCAAACCAGGCUAGUACGCAACAAUUACUUCUUCAGCAACAAAGUAAAGCUUUUACUCAACAGACAGCGCAAGCUAAUGGAAAUCAAAUUUUGUCGUUACCGAUAUCUCACCAAAUUUUGCAAACACAAGGAAAUGGUAUUGUAACAAUGACUCUUCCACAACAGCAACAACAAACACUUAAAUCACAACAACAAAUAAUUCAAACACAAAUGUCAGACAAACAGCAGGUCAUCUACAAACAAGAUGAUGGUACACAUCAACCAAUUAUGAUUCAACAAGGACAACAACAGUCCAUUCAGUAUUAUCAACAAAGCAAUCAAUUUCAAUAUCAACCAGUAAAACGAUCUUACGAAAUGGUUGUGUCAGAAGGUGGUGGUAUGUCAGGAACAAAAAUUAUACGGACUGGACCAUCUACUGGUAAUGAUGGUAGUGAUGACAACCAAGUGCGCCAUGUGACCAUAAAUGGUAUAGUACAAUCUUCAAGUACGGGCAGACUUACACCACAGACUAACUUUCAACAACAUUCUACAAUAAAUGCUACAAAUAUUUCAGGUGAUAUAAUGCGUUCAAAAGACUGCACCAACAUGAACUCGAAGGAUGAUAUGAAUAAACAAGUUGAUCGCAACAAACAACAGCAACGGUAUCAGUUUUAUCCUGGUAGAGGAUAUGAGCCAGAUCAGCGAUCUGGAACCCCAGUAUCGGAGAACAAUCGACCACCAUCAGUAACGUUCACAGUACUACCAGAUCCAAUGAGAAAUCAGACAUUCACGCCUGCUCAAGCAUCUGAAUUACAACAACAGCAGCAGCAACAACAACAGCAGCAGCAACAACAACAACAACAACAACAUCAACAGCAACAGCAACCCCCACAAGCAACAAUUACUUAUCAGUCACAACAACAAAUUCCUUCGUAUUGGAUACAGCAGAGUAGUAGUCCGCAAGAAAAUACCAUUACUGGUACACCACCUCCUAAAGAAGGCACUUUACAUUAUGUUGAUUAAUAUCCUAUUAUUUAUUUUUGGACUAAAAUGGAAAGACUACAUUUUUUAUAAAUUUUAUUUUAAUUUAAAAUAUUUCUUAAGUCUAUUUUUAAAAAUA
Molecule: messenger RNA, 3079 nt
Organism: Adelges cooleyi (spruce gall adelgid)
Lineage: Eukaryota; Metazoa; Arthropoda; Insecta; Hemiptera; Adelgidae
Product: putative mediator of RNA polymerase II transcription subunit 26
Exons: 15
Coding region: 220-2982 (920 amino acids)
Cellular component (GO): nucleus
Molecular function (GO): RNA binding
Source: RefSeq, a predicted model, not a curated record